Aphidius gifuensis is the source of this 6793-nucleotide messenger RNA. RefSeq names its product rho GTPase-activating protein 100F (gene RhoGAP100F). The transcript is spliced from 18 exons. Bases 952 to 5181 code for a protein of 1409 amino acids. Gene Ontology annotation, molecular function: protein binding. Gene Ontology annotation, biological process: signal transduction. The record is from RefSeq and is a predicted model, not a curated record. NCBI's taxonomy places the organism in Eukaryota, Metazoa, Arthropoda, Insecta, Hymenoptera, Braconidae.
CAAAGAGGGUUGAUAACGCAAGCGCACAAUUUAUAUUCGUAUAUGUCGAGAGACAGAGAGAGAAAGAAAGAGAGUAUUACACACAUAUCUGAUAAGACCAAAUGAAACAAAAAUAAAAACGGCGUCGUCUCCUUGAACAUUAUUAUUGCGUCUGCGCUUUUACCCACUAUCAAACAUGUCCGCCCUCGAUUAUCAAAGUUAGUUGAGGGAUGAACGUCGCGCGCCAUCGCUCUCUAACGCCAAACUCGCGGUAAAAUAUAGUGAAAAACCGCAAAAUAAAAUACAAAUAAUUAAAAAAACUAAAAAAAGUAAUUUAAAAAAUUUAAUAAAUAAAAAUUUUAAAAUUUAAUUAUUACUCUAUUUCGAUAUUAAAAAAUUAAAAAACGAAAAACACAAACUGCCUUUUAUUAAAAUCAACUUGUUGUGAUAUAUAAAUUUGUGAAUUAAAAAAAAAAAAAAAUUUAAUUUAAUAAUAAAAAAAAAAUACAACAGUAUAAAUUAAUUUGUGAAUUUGUGUUUUUUAAAAUUUUUUUUAUUGUUUUUUACUUGUAUUUAUAGAUUAUUUUUUUUUCUAUUUUGAAAAUAAUAAUAAAUAAUUGUGGCUAGUGUUAAAUAUGGAAUAGAAGAGUUAUUAUAAAGUCAAUUUAAUCGAUCGAGUUGCCAGAAGAAAUAUAUAUACAUACAAAAGGUGCAUGAACAAGACAGAGAAAGAGAAUAAAAACGAGCAAGGAAAAUAGAGAGAGAGAGAGGGAGAGAUUGUAAAAUAAAAAAUCAUUGAAAAAAAAAAUCAACGUCUGACCAAAUACUGACAUUUUCACUGAGAAAAGUAGAGCAUACUUGAAAUUGCUUUGGUGAUGGAGGAAAAUGGUAUGAGCAUAGCUAACGGAGAGCCGUCGGCCCUUCCCACAAACUAUGAUUUUUAGAAGACAGUGGGCAUGACGGGCCGAACUAAUGCAGUGGCGAAAACACGUGCGCAUCAAGUACGGUGGUCGAGUUGGUGUCGGUCAAGGACAACAAGAGCAGGGCCAGCUGCAGGUGCGCGUUGUGCAAUUGCAGGGGGAAAGGGGCGGACGAUUGAGCUACGUCUGUCAUCAGCCUCAACGUCGUGCCGAAAGCCCGACAAUUAUGCUUUGCUGUGGUCGAAGAAAAGAGGGUCGGGGAGAUGUGACAGAUAUAAGUGCAAGUCCUGGAAGACAGGCACCUGCAAAUCAAUUACGUCCGAAAGAGCCACCACCUAUGGUCAUACAAGGCGAUUUUCGAAAAAAAUAUCCACAGGUAAGCGGUAUAAGUACAGAAAUAUUCAAACAGAUAGAAACUGUUGAAAAUGAUCAUGAUGCAUCAACAGCAGCAGCACUUGAAUCUGUUGAAAGACGUGGUGAAAUGGUUGUUCGUAUCAUUGAACCACGUCAAAUGGGACGACAAGCAUCUGAAACAGCAAAAAGAUUUAUGCUUUCACAGGAUCCAAAACAUCCAAUAUAUUUUGUGGAAAUAAUAAAAAGACCUGGACAAACACUAGGUCUUUACAUUCGUGAGGGUAAUGGACAUGAAAGAACUGAUGGUGUUUUUAUAUCAAGAAUAGCUGUUGAAUCAGCUGUUUUUAAUAGUGGAUGUUUAAAAGUUGGUGAUGAAAUAUUAGCUGUUAAUUUGGUUGAUGUAACACACAUGAGUCUUGAUGAUGUUGUGAUAAUAAUGUCAAUACCAAGAAGAUUAGUACUUGCAACAAGACAUGGUCCACCACAGCCAGUAUCACAUUCACGUCAAAAUGAACAUAAACCACCACCAGUUGUGGUGAUUAAACGAGAACUAAAUGAAGAUGAAAGUGAUCAUGCAACAAAUAAUCACAUUAGGGAUAGUAAUAGACGAAGAGGUGAUGGAAGAGAAAUGCUACCAUCACGAUCACGACUUGGUCUUACUGGUUUGGGAUCAAGCCAAGAUCUUGGCUCAAGUAAUGGUGAUCUUUAUUAUAAUUCACGAUCUGAAGGACACUGGUCUUAUCAACCACCACCACCACCGGUCAUAACACAUCAGCCAAAACCAUCAACAACUCAACAUUUUCAACCUUAUGAACGUGGCUAUCCAAAAACACUUGAAAGUUUAGCUGAAAAAGAUUUUACAAAGGUACAUUCAUUUUAUACUGGACCAGUUAUGCAAACAAAUGGAAAUCGUAGAAUGUCAACUGGUACUGGUAUGCAAUCAGUUGGAUCAAGGCUAACUGGUCAAUCACAAAGUGGAUAUGGUUAUUCACAACAUGCAAGUAAUGGUAGAAUAAUGCCAAGAAGUGGAUCUGAUCAGCAUUUACCACGUGUUGAUUAUACAAGUAUAACAACACCAGCAAGACAUACACUAUUAAGAUCAAGUUUAAAAUCAGGUUCAUCAGCAUUGAGAUACAACUCACGUUAUUCAACUCAAACAGAUACAUCAACUGGUCAACGUGGACAAAGUCAAUUUGGUACAUUAACAAGAAGAAAUCGUCCAUCACUUGAUUAUGCAUCUGAUACCGAAGCAACAUGUUCAAGUUCACCACGUUCAGCCUAUUAUUCAUACAGACAAAAUAUGAGAGAACAAUCACAAAAUAAUGCUGUAUCACAUUUAGCAACAUUAUCAAGAUCACAAAUAUCACAAACACCAACUGGUCUCAGAUCAAAUUCAUUACCAAGAAGUGGUAGAACAUUACCACAACAACCAGGUGCACUUAGAAGUGGUUUAAGUACAGUUGCAUCUGGUUUAAUUGAUCAAGAAGACAGUGAUGGUGGACAUUCAGCACCAGAAUUACCAUCAAUAAGACGUGACAGAGGAAGAUUACCAUCAUCACCUAGUAUAUUUACAUCUGAUGAGUAUCGAGCAUGGCUAAGUCGUACUCCAAGUACUAGUGCACUUUAUGAACAAAUAAGAGCAACAACAAAUAGACCACCAAGAUAUACAUAUAGUGCAGAAAAUAUACAUGCUGCUGUUAAACAAGCUGAUUAUAGUAGUUAUGGUACAUAUAGACCAUUAUCAAGUACACUUGGUAGAUUAUCAACAAGAUCAGCAUCAGCACAACAAGUUAAUUUAGCAAAUUUACGUGCUUCCACGGCAAUAAGUUCAUCAUGUAAUCGUACAUCACCUGGACAAAGGCCAUCAAGUGUAGCUUCCAAUAAUAGAACAACAUCAUUAACAAAUCAAAAAGUAUCAUUAAAUGCUGCUGCAAAUCAACGUGCAACAUCUGUUAGAAGAAUACGUAAUUUAUUAGAAAUGGAACAAAAUAGAAGUAUUCCAACUCCAACACCAACGAGAAAUCAAGACUCAAGAUUAUUAGAUAUUAAUCCAGCAGCUUGGUGUGCUUCAGAUUUUUUAAAGUAUAAAAUUGAAAAACCACCAACUGUUGGAACACCAAGUUCAACGAGUUCAUUGUUAAGUUCACUUGCUGAUAAUGGAGGUAGUGAUUUUUCAAGUGGUGUUAGUGGAUUAUUAUGGGUACAUUUAUUGGCUGGUCGUGGUUUACGUUCAACAACAUCAUCAUCAGCUGCAACAACACCAUCAACACCAUCUGGUCAACCAAGUUUAGGAAGCUGUGGUUUGAGAGAUUUAUAUUGUGUACUUGAAUGUGAUAGAGUACACAAAGCACGUACAGUUGUACGUACUGGUGAUUUAAUGUUUGAUUGGGAUGAGACAUUUGAGCUUGAUCUUGUUGGUAAUCGUCAACUUGAUUUACUUGUUUAUUCAUGGGAUCCACAACACAGACAUAAAUUAUGCUAUAAAGGUUCAGUACAUCUUGCAACUCUAUUACGUGAAUGUCCAGAACAUAAACUUGCACUCAAAGUUGAACCACGUGGUACACUUUAUUUAGUAUUAAAAUAUACAGAUGCACAUCAAACAUUUAAACGACGUGGUUUACCAGUUGUAUCAUUAGCAACACGUGUUGCACCAUUAUUUGGUGUUGAUCUUGAUACAGUUGUUAGUCGUGAAUGUAGAACUGGUGGUGUACCUGGUGGUGUAUCAACAGCAUUAACAAUAUCAAAUUCUCAAAGUGUACCAAUUAUUGUAUGGCGUUGUAUUGAAGAAGUUGAAAGACGUGGUCUUGAUAUUAUUGGUUUAUAUAGACUUUGUGGUUCAGCAACUAAAAAACGUAUUUUACGUGAGGCAUUUGAACGUAAUGCUAGAUCUGUUGAUUUAUCACCAGAUAAUGUUCCUGAUAUUAAUGUUAUAACUGGUGUACUUAAAGAUUAUUUGAGAGAAUUACCAGAGCCAUUAUUUACAAAGUGCCUCUAUCAAAUGAUGGUUGAUGCAUUGGCUGUAUGUUUACCAGAUGAUCCACAAGGAAAUGCUAAAUUAAUGUUUAGUAUUCUUGAUUGUUUGCCAAAAGUUAAUAGAUGUACUUUGAUAUAUUUAUUGGAUCAUUUGGCAAUGGUUGUAUCACAAUGUAAUAAAAUGUCACCAGCAAGUUUAGCUGUUUGUUUUGGUCCAGUAUUGAUGCUUCAUGCUGAAGAUAAUUCACCAAAUUUAGAUUUCCAACAGCCAAUUGCUGUGCUAAAAUAUCUUCUUGAAAUUUGGCCAGUAAAGUCAGUUCGGAAGAUUUCUACAGUCGUUUCAACACUUCCACGAGUUACGCAACAAGUAGGUCUUACCAACAAUCAUCAUCAAUCACAACAGCAACAACAGCAACAACAUCAUCAGCAACAACAACAGCAACAGCAUAUUCCCAACUCCCAGCAACAAUCUCAUCAAUUACCAAUGCAUCAGGGCACAUUAACACGAACAGGGCUGCCUUGGCAGCAGCCACCCUCACUUCAUCACAAUCAACCCCCCGUUACAACACAAGGAACAUUCGGUCCAUCAAUUCGGCCACCACCACCACCAAUCAAACCACGACAGGUAAUAGUAUCAUCACCAGGUUCUCCGAGCAGUGAAGAGUCAGUUUCACCAGAGCCAAUUAAUAAAUCAAAUCGUAUUGGUGUUAAUUAUACAAAUGGUGGUAUUAUGAAAAAACCAACAACGACCAAUGGAAAAAUGCCAAUAACAACAUCAUCAACAACACCAACAACAAUGACAAAUUCUCAUAAUAUUGAACAAAUAACACCAACAAGUAGUGUUGAUACCGAAGAAGGAAAUAAUCAUCAACAACUUGAUGAACGUGAAAGAGGUGGUGAUGCUGAUAUUGAAGCAAGUGAUGAUGAUCUCAUAUCAAAAAGAAAUAAUUCAUAAUUAUAUUUAUAUUUAAAAGAUUAAUUAAACAACGAUGGGACAUACGUUUAAUGUAAGUACGAUAAUAACAAUAAUUUGAAAAUUAAUAUACAAUUUAAACAAAAUUAAAACUCGAUGGAAAAAAAAAAAUUAACAGAUAGAAAUUUAUUGUUAAUAUAAAAUUGAUGGUUCGUAUAAAUAGUAAAAUUAUCAUUAUAAAAGUAAUUAUAAUUGGUGUAAUUAUAAACACGUUAAUUACCAUCAAAGAUAAUUUUUUUUAAAAGAUAAUUAUUGAGGUAAUAAGAAAACAAAAACGCUUUUAAUUACAUCGCAUUACACAGCUAUCGACCACUAAUCAUUUUUUUGAAUAAUUUUAUUUUUACUAUUUAUUGUUUAUAAAAUCAUUCAUUGAUAAACUAUUGACACAUUUUUAAAUACUUUUUUCAAUUUAUAUAAAUAUAUUUGAUGAAAUGACGUCUUCUAUAUACAAAACUACAUGAAAAAAAAAAUAUGUAUAUUAAUAUUUAUACCAAUUUGUUCACUUUUUUAAAUACCUUUACAAUUUUCAUACUUGAAAUUCUUCUGAUAAAUAUUUUCUGUAUAUUUUAAUCACCCUGAUAAUUUAAAAAAAAAUUUUUUUUCAACUCUGGCUACAAGUACAACGUAAAAAAAAAAAAACAAAUAUUAUUUAAAUAAUAAAAUUGCCAAUAAUUACAAUUUUUGAUUGACAAAAAUUUUAAAAAAAGAAAAUAAAAUUUCAAAUGAAAAUAUUGAUAGAUACACAGACUAAUGAAAAAAAAAUAAAAUAAAAAAUUUAUUGACGAUUCUAGAUGAUCCAACGAACCAAAACCAGUUGAUUAAUUUAAAAAAAAAAAAAAAGUACUCAACGAUGAUUGACAGAAAGAAAAAAAAACAACACACUGGGCUAAUUUUUUUUCUGUAUCAAUCGGUACAAGCACUUUUCGAAAAUAUACAUAGAAAAAAUAAUAAAGGGCUUAUAGAAAAUAAUGAAAAAAAAAAUAUUUAGCAGCUGGUUUUGUUAUGUUAGUUUAAAAAUUGAAUGAAAAUAAAUUUUCUUGAUGGAAAAUAACAAUUAAUAUACAUAUAUAAAAAUGUAUAUAAAAAAAAAAUAUUAUAUAUGACUAGAAUAUGAACUGAUUGAGUAAAAAAAAAAAACGAAAUAAAAAAAUAAUAACAAAUAGAUUUAAAACAAAGAGUAAAUAAAUAAAAUAAUUAAAUUCACUGUUCUUGUGUGUUAGACAUGCUGUGUGUAAAAUCACCGAGAAAUAAUAAUUGCCAUAUUAUUACGACUAUAAUAACAAUAGAAAAUAAAUAAGAAAAAAAAAAAAAUGCUAUAACAAUUAACCAAUAAUAGCCAGUAUUAUUAUAAAUUAAAAAUAAAAAAAUAAUGAAUUGACAGUUUUGAUGUAUGAAAUGGAAUGUAUUUUAAAAUAUUCCAAUUAUUGUAAAUUAAAUCCGCACAGUUAGAUUUAAUUAUUAUUAAUAAUUAUAUAAAUUAAAAAAAAAAAAAUUUAAACAAAACUGUUAUUGUUGUAUAGUACUUGAAUGUUAAUUAAAUUGUGUAGAAAAAUUUUUUUAGAUAAUUAUUCAAAGUUGUAAAUGUUUUAUUUCC